Messenger RNA from Nerophis lumbriciformis (worm pipefish), 1837 nucleotides. RefSeq names its product heat shock transcription factor 1 (gene hsf1). The record is from RefSeq and is a predicted model, not a curated record. NCBI's taxonomy places the organism in Eukaryota, Metazoa, Chordata, Actinopteri, Syngnathiformes, Syngnathidae. Gene Ontology annotation, biological process: regulation of DNA-templated transcription. Gene Ontology annotation, molecular function: DNA-binding transcription factor activity; sequence-specific DNA binding.
CACCACGCGACCUUAUUUGUGUGUCGCAGUUGGUGUUUAGGAUUUGUUGGACUUUUCCUUUCCAUCUUGGCAGAAGUAUCAACUUUCUUUCCGAGCAUCACAUGCUAACUAGCAGAAAAGUAUUCUUUCUAACAUCCCAACCUCCGGUGAGUGUUUGCUUCGGCCCAGCCGAUGGAGCUCGUCAAAGGGGCCGCGGAGGCUUCGAUGCUGUCUGGCGGCAACGUCAGCAACGUCCCGGCCUUCCUCUCCAAACUCUGGACUUUGUUAGAAGACCCGCACACUGACACCCUCAUCUGCUGGAACCAGACUGGAAGCAGUUUCCAUGUUUACGACCAGGGUCGCUUUUCGAAGGAGGUCCUCCCCCAGUUCUUCAAACAUAACAACAUGGCCAGUUUCAUUCGCCAGCUCAACAUGUAUGGCUUCCGGAAGGUGGUCCACAUUGAGCAGGGCGGUCUGCUGAAACCUGAGAAGGACGACACAGAGUUCCGACAUCCGUUCUUCAUUAGAGGACAAGAACAUCUGCUGGAGAACAUCAAACGCAAAGUCACCAAUGUGUCUGCUGUGCGUCAGGAGGAGGUGAAGAUCUCAACCAACGAGGUCAACAAGAUCCUGAAUGACGUACAAGUGAUGAAGGGCAAGCAGGAGACCAUUGACUCCAGAAUCAUCGCCAUGAAACAUGAGAACGAGGCUCUGUGGCGGGAGAUGGCGUGUCUGAGACAGAAACACGCCCAACAGCAGAAGGUGGUCAACAAGUUGAUUCAGUUCCUGGUGACGCUGGUCCAGUCCAACAGGAUCAUGGGAGUCAAGAGAAAACUUCCGCUCAUGCUCAGUGACCCAGGCUCCGCCCACUCGCUGCCCAAAUACGCUCGACCCCUUUCUCUGGAGCAGUCUGCAGAACCCCCUCUGACCUCUGGACCAGUCAUCUCCGACGUCACAGAGGUGGCCACGCCCACAGCAGAAGAAGUGGUCAGUGACUGGAUGGGAAGUGGCAGCAGAAAAAGACAGUCGUCUAACGUCAGCCAUGACGUGGUGGAGGAAGUGGUGGCGUGUGUGGACACGCCCCUUUCUCCCACGGCCUUCAUCAACUCCAUCCUGCAGGAAGAUGACAACAUGAUGGUGGCAGACUCUUCUGUUGUUCUGAUGGACGCCCCCCAGACCACAGCCCCCAAUGGCCAAUCACCUUCCCCCACCUCAGACCUGGUCCCCACCUCAGACCUGGUCCCCACCUCAGACCUGGUCCCCACCUGUCAGACUCUGGCUUGUAUCGACAAGUGUGAAUUGUCCAAUCACGUGGAGACGAUUGACAACAGUCUAGGACACCUGCAGAACACCCUCAACAACCCAACCUUCACCUUUGAAACUUCUCCGCUCUUGGAGUUGGUGUACCCCUCAUGGUCUCCAGGAGACUUUGACUUCAACACCUUGGACAGUCUUCUAAGUGAGGACACACCCAGAGGAUCUGCUCAAAGCAACAGUACAGGUAAGCAGUUGGUGCAGUACACACCUGUGCACAUUCCUGAAGCUGACCUGCCAUCGUUACUGGAGUUGGAGGCGGAGCCUUUCCUCAGCCCUGAAACGCCCAUUGAUGAUCCGACCACCAAACUGAACUCUGACCUCUGACCUCACGCAAGAAGCCGUGAAUGUUUUUGAGUGCGACUCCGUAUCCAUGACGACAGUGUGUGGUGAAAGGUGACAUUGUACAUACUGUACAUGUAUUGUAUACUUUGGAAAGUUGGACUUGACUUGUGUCAUCAACUUGAUAGGACUUCCAAAAUUGAUGUUCAAAAGAGACAAAAACAUUUAUUGCAGAUUCAUUAAAAGACCUUUUUCAAGUUCA